Molecule: messenger RNA, 2142 nt
Organism: Ascochyta rabiei
Lineage: Eukaryota; Fungi; Ascomycota; Dothideomycetes; Pleosporales; Didymellaceae
Exons: 1
Coding region: 1-2142 (713 amino acids)
Biological process (GO): RNA processing
Cellular component (GO): nucleus
Molecular function (GO): RNA binding
Source: RefSeq, a predicted model, not a curated record
AUGGCGUUCAAGUUCUCGUUGGGCGCGGCCAAGGCCAACAAGGCCCAGUUGAACGCCAAAGUGAAGGCGGACGAGGAGGCAAAGGAGCGAGAAGAGAAAAAUGCGCUGGACAAGGUCAUGGCCGAAUUCGAGGAGGAGCACGGCGCUGGGAGCAAGGUGCUCGGCGAACCAGAGCGACAGGAGGCGGAAGAGGAUGUGUUUGUUCCCACGGGAAGCAAGAGGCAUUUUACUGGGAGGCAACGGAACAUGAAGAGCGGGCCCGGCACCCUCGAGACUGAUCCUCUCGACGAAUUCAGAAGCGCAGGCUCUGGACGCCUGGUCCCUCCGGCGCAAUCACGUUUUGGCGGCGGCGGCGCCCCUACAGGUCCCGCUGCCCUCGGAGCGGGCAAGCCGAGGGAGAACCUGUACACAACGGUCGUAGCGAAAGCCUCCAAUCUACCACCGACAAUGGAUCCCAAACGAGUCGAAGAGCUCUUCGCAGAAUUUCCAUCGCUGAAAGUUACCAAGGUGGAAAGGAUCCCGUCAGAAGGUUCAUUGCAGAAAGGACGGCCGAGUGCAACGAUGAAAGUCAUCUUCGACAAGGACGCCAGCGCGCGAGAUCUCGACGAUGCCAUGAACAGGCUGAACGACAAAAGAUACCUGGGGAGAGGAUACUAUCUGCAUCUGGAUAGAUACCUUGGGGGGCGUGUUGUGGGUACAGAACAGCGCACGGAGCCGUUUGGUGCUCGGUGGCAGGCUCCAGAGGUGGUCAAGGGCUAUGCUCCUCCACCAGACCUCGGAGGCGGAGCCAGAGACAGAGACCGCCCCCGCACAGACACUGAACGUCUGGUCGUCACUGCCAAUCAGCCGCCAGAUGCCGCAACGCUACGCUUGGUACAUAUGACAAUUGAGGGUGUGAUCAACGGUGGUGUGGAAUUCGAGGCUGGGCUGAUGAACGAUGCACAGGUCCAGGAAGAAGAACGAUUCGCCUGGCUGUUCGAUCAGAAGCACCCCGUAAAUCGAUACUACCGUUGGAGACUGCAUCAAAUCGUAUGCGACACACCCAACUCGGAGAUGUUUGCGCGCCAAGGGAACUGGCAAGGACCUACCGACCCACUCGCCGACGAAUUCGCGAAUCACUUGGGAGCCUUCGAUGCCGACUACGAGGAUUCAGAGGAUGACGAAGACGAAGAGAAGCCUCAGCAGAGACAGCUCCCUGUUGGUGACAACUACCCUGGCAGGGUGGAUAACGGUCACGGUAUCAUGAGCCCCCGGUCGAGAGCCAUGUUCCUGUGGUUGCUCACAUCGCUGCCACCGGGAAGCAUCGUUGCCGACGACAUCGCUGCUAUCUCUGUGUUUGCUGUCGAGCACGCUGCUCAGGGCAUGGACGAGGUCAUUCACCUUCUCGUCUCGAAUUUGAUCGAGCCCUUCCAGAUGAGUGAAACCAACACGAGAAGACGUCUUGGCGAUACAGAGGGCAGGGAAGAGCGCAGGCGCACGGAUCUUCGACAGACGACUCUGAACGCGCUUCGCAUCCUCUCUGACGUUUUGCUGACGACAUCGAGGGAGUCUGGAGUGUCUUACAAAUAUCGAUUGGCUAUCGGUACGCAGCUUGUUGAGCGUAAGGCGUUUGAGCACCUUCAGAAGCUUCCUGCGCAGCUAGAGAUGGGCCGCAUGACAGAAAGAACGUACCGAGACGAGGUCAACAGCAUCCUCACGGUGUGGAAAGACGAGCAUUUGUUCGACAAGCCGGCACUGGAGCAUCUCGACGAGGCUUUCAACGCGCGAGAAAGACAAAAGGAGCAGGAGGAGCAAGAGAGGAAGUUGGCCGAGAAGAGAAGCAAGCGCAAGGCUGCUAGCAAGAUCCAGGCGGACCACGAUGACGGGGUGGAGAGGAUGGAUGUGGAUCAGGAGAAUGGGGAGGAUAUGCAGGCGCUGGAUGGGUGGAGCAAGGGUAUGUCUCCAGCAGCGGUAGCUGAAAUAGCAGGGGAAACAGCAGCGGCACCUGGAAUAGCAGGAGAAGUAGCAGGAGAAGUAGCAGGAGAAGUAGCAGGAGAAGUAGCAGGAGAAGUAGCAGGAGAAGUAGCAGGAGAAACAGCAGCAGCACGGGCUAGGCGCCUGCGACCGCGCGCUGAAGACAUGUUUGCCUCUGAUGGAGAGUGA